AUGCCCUCCAGCUUCGUCAAGCCCCCAUACAGCCCUCCACUACCCCCAUCACACAUCCCCGGCUGCACCUCCACCCUGACACAGGCUGUCUCUCUAUCUCCUCUCCCCAAACACGCUGGGGCAGCCAUCCAGGGCCUGUGUGCGUCCUCAGAUUCCCAAGACCCACAGGAUGAUGGUAAAGAUUCGGAAAUCGGGCCUUUAUCCGAUAAAGAGGUGGGUAGCAAUGAAAACGAUGAGCAGAACGUAGGGGGGAAACGACGUGGGCCUCGAACAACUAUAAAAGCCAAGCAACUUGAGGUCCUCAAAGCUGCUUUCACGGCCACGCCAAAACCCACAAGACACAUUCGAGAACAGCUGGCGCAGGAGACAGGUCUCAACAUGAGAGUGAUCCAGAUCUGGGACCUCGAGAUGCUGCACAUUUCUGAUGCACAAAAUAAAUAUUUGACCGGGGCUGAAAACUCAAUUUCAAUCAGCCAUUUCCAUGUAAUUUGUGGUGUGCAGGUUUGGUUCCAAAAUCGUCGGUCUAAAGAGCGGCGCAUGAAGCAGCUGAGUGCACUGGGGGCGAGAAGGCACUCGUUCUUCCGCAGUCCAAGGAGAAUGAGAACUCUGGUGGACCGACUCGAACCCGGAGAGCUGGUCCCCAACGGCCAUUUCUCAUACUAUGGUGAUUAUCAGAGUGAAUACUAUGGACCUGGAGGAAAUUUUGAGUACUACACCCAAGGCCCCCCCUUGUUGCAGGCCCAGACCCCAGUGGACCUAGGCUUCUCCUCUGGCCCCGCUGGCACCCCUUUAGGUGGCAUGGACCAUCACCUGGCUGGGCACCACCCAUCUGGUGAGGUGCAGUGCUUCACUGACAUCAUAUCUCACCAUCCAGUGGACUCGCCUAGCCCCGAGCCCAACGGACCCGGGUCAAUGCACAGCAUCUCCAGUGAGAUGUGUGGCGUCAGCACACCCUUCACCUCACUGUCCAUCAACGGCAGUGGAUACAGCAACCAAUUGUCACACCCCUCCUCAGAGAUGAGCGAAGGCACUGUCUGGUAGCCCACAGGACAUUAUGAAGCCAAGGCUAACUAUUGACUUAGGAGGCAACUGAAGUCCUGAGCGAGUAUCCCUUUUACUUUAUAUUAUUUAUUUAUUCAUCAAUUAAUUUAUAUAUAAUAAUAUAUACGCAUUUAAUUUAUUACUUGUCUCUAACUACCUUUACUGCUGUUUUGAUUGUUGCAGUUUUAUUUAAAGAUUCACACAGUAACAGUGUAGACUCUAAAGCAGUCAUAUAAUGUGAAUACUGUACAAGCGCUCAGCAGAACUUUCGCUUCAGAGGGUCUACCAUAUCAAAUGAUAAUGAUUUUUUACCUAAAGCUUUUGUGAUGGCUUUGGUAUUCGUGCUUAUUUCUCAAUUUGUUUUUGUUUCUCUGUAUAUUUCUGUGUUUUGCCAAAUCCUAGAGAGUUUGCCUUCAAAAGGAAAACUUUAAAAAGUUGUAUAAUCUUUUAUUUAAUUGAAAAUAACUUGAAUUUGAAGAAGAAGUCAACCUUCUAAAAAUCUAUGGACAAUGGUUUGAGGUGGACAUACAGUAGAACAGUCAACUGUUUACGUAUAUAUUUACAGUACUUCAGGGGUUUGAAUAUGAGCAUUGUUUGAAACCUCUUGAUUCAGAUGUGAACAUCGUUCAAGCAACAAACCAAACUUUUGUAUUUAUUCUAUUUAUAUUAUGGUCAUGGUUCCUCACUGUGCUAGAUUGUAUUAUUGUGUUUACUUCGAAGAACAUUUAAAAACACAAAUAGACAGUUGCCAAAUAAGGAUAAAAGCACAAUUCGUUAGUGCUUUGCGUCAUCAAUUGCUGAACAUACUACAAGAAACAUAGUAGCAUUUUUAACAGAAUGUGUUAAAUUAUAGUUAAUUAUAUAAUGAGGCUGUCUAUUGUGUCUGGAAGGCUUUAUUUUGCAUCUUUACAUGAGUCCAAAUGAUUAAACAUUGAUGGUCAAAUAUGUUACCAGCAGCUGCUAUAUUCUUGAAAUAUCAACUCUCAUAUGAUUAUGUGACCUCUAGUGCAUAUUAGACCAUUCACUGUAUA
This is a messenger RNA of Oncorhynchus tshawytscha (Chinook salmon), 2072 nucleotides long. RefSeq names its product LIM/homeobox protein Lhx1-like. Bases 1 to 1041 code for a protein of 346 amino acids. Gene Ontology annotation, molecular function: RNA polymerase II transcription regulatory region sequence-specific DNA binding; DNA-binding transcription factor activity, RNA polymerase II-specific. NCBI's taxonomy places the organism in Eukaryota, Metazoa, Chordata, Actinopteri, Salmoniformes, Salmonidae. The record is from RefSeq and is a predicted model, not a curated record. The transcript has 5 exons. Gene Ontology annotation, cellular component: nucleus. Gene Ontology annotation, biological process: regulation of transcription by RNA polymerase II; neuron differentiation.